AUGGGGUUAAAAUUUAUUUAUUGUUUUUUACUGUGUUUUUUUGUGAUUGAGGCUAUCAAUUUUGUUCGGGCUACAGAAGAUGACGACACUGUUAUUGUGGAAGCUGAGCCCAGCAAAGAAAGCAAACGCAAAAGUCGCCAGCUUUUUCUACAGGGUCCCGCCCUACCCCUGCAUGCUUACGCGCCAUUUUUGGCGAACGAUUACAAAGACGACUGGGCUUCGGUUCCUUUAACCACAACACCCUGUAUAACAAGCAAAGGAGCUUUGGGCAAAUGCACGGGAUUUAGACAGUGCUACCCGUAUUUUAAGCUCCCGGAGUUGAACAAUUGGGAUAGCUGGGUUUUGGGAAUGUACGAUACGUGUAGUUAUUAUACGGCUCAAGGCAGACAGAUGUUCGGUGUAUGUUGUACAAACCCGGUGACGUCAAACGAGCCUGAACCACUUCAAACCACCGAACCAAUCUCAGUCACCGAACCACCAUUAGCCGUAGAACCGGUCGUCCUUGAACCUGAAGAUUUCCCCCAAAACAUAACCGAAUCCGAGGUAAAAGUACCGAACUAUCAAGUAAUCUCGAACUGGCCUCCACCAAUUCCAACUCACCCCCCAGACCACACUAUCCCACCACUCCCAACUCACCCUCCAAGUCCAGGCUACCCCGUCCCCGUUACGGAAAGCUCAUCGGCAUGGCCACCGGUGCAAACCGAAAAACCAACCUACAAACCCAUCUAUAAGCCCACCAGACCAAGCAAACCUCCCACGAGACCAAGCAAACCUCCCACUAAGCCCACAACUACAACCGAGAGUCCAAUCGCGACAGGGGCGUGCGGGGCUAAGAAUGGCUUCCAAGAUCAGGAGAGGAUUGUUGGCGGUCACAACGCCGAUGUCAACGAAUGGCCUUGGAUUGCAGCCCUAUUCAACUCCGGAAGACAAUUUUGCGGUGGAUCAUUGAUCGACGACAUACAUAUUUUAUCCGCAGCCCAUUGCGUAGCCCAUAUGUCUUCGUGGGACGUGGCCAGACUGACUGUAAGACUGGGAGAUCAUAACAUCAAAACCCAAUCAGAAACUCGUCACGUUGAGAAAAAAGUUAGAAGGGUUGUUAGGCAUAGAGGUUUUGACCCUAGGACAUUGUACAAUGAUAUCGCGAUCUUGACCUUGGACAGCCCUGUAGACUUUACUAGGAACAUCAGACCGGUGUGCUUACCGGGAGCUGGAAGAGACUUCGCCGGUCAAACCGGUACUGUGAUAGGUUGGGGCAGUUUAAGAGAAAGUGGCCCUCAACCUGCAGUUUUGCAAGAAGUCAGCAUACCAAUUUGGAGUAACAGCGAUUGCAGGCAAAAAUACGGGCAUGCUGCGCCGGGAGGUAUUGUUGAACACAUGCUUUGCGCAGGACAGGCCAGCCGGGAUUCAUGCAGCGGUGACAGUGGAGGUCCUUUGAUGGUAAAUUCUGGAAGAUGGACACAAGCAGGAAUUGUUUCGUGGGGCAUUGGUUGUGGUAAAGGUCAAUAUCCAGGGGUGUACACGAGGGUAGAAAAAUUCAUGCCCUGGAUCACCAAAAAUUUGAAAAAAUAA
Brassicogethes aeneus is the source of this 1569-nucleotide messenger RNA. The record is from the annotation of a GenBank genome assembly. Lineage: Eukaryota; Metazoa; Arthropoda; Insecta; Coleoptera; Nitidulidae.